Molecule: messenger RNA, 1728 nt
Organism: Auxenochlorella protothecoides
Lineage: Eukaryota; Viridiplantae; Chlorophyta; Trebouxiophyceae; Chlorellales; Chlorellaceae
Product: F-box/WD-40 repeat-containing protein
Exons: 4
Coding region: 1-1728 (575 amino acids)
Molecular function (GO): protein binding
Source: RefSeq, a predicted model, not a curated record
AUGGUGCUCGUGGAGGGAGCAUGUGCUGUCCGGCACAUCCCCUCCGACACCCUGCUCCAUAUCCUGGAGCUGCUCAGCUCCAGGGAGGCGUGCACGGCCGCCCUGGUCUGUAGACGAUGGCACAGGGUGGUCUCUUCCCUCUCCUGGGCCUCCCGCUAUGCCGAGCUGUGGCACACCCAGGACCCCCGGGUGUCUCCCACCUGGCAGCUGGCAUUCUCAGCCCGCAUGGCCCAGGCCCGGUCCCUAGACCUGCGCUGCACCCGGACCAGCAUGCAUGGUCACUCCAAGGACAUCAAGUGCGUCGCAGUGUUGGCCUCCAGCCAGCUGGUGUACACGGGCUCUUACGAUGGGACGCUCAUCUGCUGGGACCUGGUGACGGGCACGAGGGUGGGGCCGCCGCUGCGUCAUGGCGGCACCGUCCGUGCCGUGAGCCUGGACGAGGGCUGGCUGGUGAGCGGCUGCAGCGACGGGUGCGUCAGCGCCUGGACGCAGGCCGGUGCGGGGUGCGCCACCCACUACAAUUUGGAGCAGCCUCCUCUGGCCCUGGCGAGGCACGGCGGACCCGUGUCUAGUCUGCAGCUUUCGCUGGACUUUGUCUACAGUGGUUCCUGGGAUGGCUCGGUGCUGGAGGUCAACCGGACGUCGCAGACGGUGUGCCGCUCCUUCUACCUCGGCGACUGGAUCGUGGGGAUCGCGCUCAUGUCCGGGCGCCUGCUGGUGGCCGCGGGAAACCGUGUCGUCUCCGCCCGCCUCCAUGCCGAGCCUGUGCUGCAUGGGGGGCCUGCCCGUGAGUCAGAGGAGGCAAGUGAGCGGGAGGAGGAGGAGUAUGCCAUGACCAGCACCGUCACCGCCAUCCUUGGCUGCAGCCCGAGCACAGGGUCGUGGGCCAUCAUUGGCGACGAGUCUGGCAGGCUACUGGCUCUGAACGUGGCAGCUCCCCCGGCCGCCGGCAGCAACCCACGGGUCCUGGUCCAGGCGCUGCCGGGCGCGGCGCGCGACGCGCCCAUCACCUCCCUGUCCUGGCAGUUCCCCUGGCUGCUGGCCACCUCCCGCUGCGGUGCUUUCCUGCUGGAGACCUGCGAGGCCCUGGGCGCCGGGGAACGCAGCCCUCAUGCCCCCACCCCGCCCACCGCCGCCUCUGUCCGCACGCUGACCUCCCAGCCCUGCCGCUGCGCGGCGCUCGGCGGGGCCUGGGUGGUGGCCGCCGACGGCGCGCGUGGUGCAGUGUGGGACCACGCGACCGCGGCCGCGGCGGCCGCCGCGCGCUCGCGAUCGAGGGCGCUGAAACGCAGCUUGCGCGACGCGAGGCGCGAGCGGGCGGCGGGGGCGAGAGGCGAGCGCCUGGCCGCUGCGCGCAGGGCGGCGGCGGAGGGUGCGUCGGGGCCUCCAUGUGCCGACGAGCGGGGAAUGGGAGCGGCUGCAGAACAGGCCGUUCCCUGUGUCUGUGCCAGCGCCGAGGCGAUGCCCAGCUCGCCGACGUCCGAAGGAGUACAAGGGGUGGCGCAAGCACGACCCCUUCCCUGCACAGAUGGCACAGGAGGCGAGGCGGGCGGGGAGGAGGCGGGCGGGGAGGAGGCGGGCGGCGUUCGGCGGCCCCACGCCUUCAGGCUGGCUCCGCCCUGCGGCCCCCACCCGCGCCCUGGCAGCUGCCGCGCCCAGGCGGCGGCGAGGACGGGGGCAACCCGGCGUGCCCUGCUCCAGGAGGCGGCCCUCCACCGGGACGACUGA